UAGGGUUUUCCCUUCUUUUUCUGUGGCUUAUACAUAUUAAAUCUGCAACAUUCUUAGCUUUCUUUGUAGCUUCUCCCUUCUGGGGUUUACUGGGUCCCGUUAUUUUGUUCAAAAGCAAGAGAAAAAUUCAAUCAUGAGCAAGGGUCCUGGUCUCUACUCUGAUAUUGGCAAAAAAGCCAGAGAUCUUCUUUACAAGGAUUAUCAGAGUGACCAGAAGUUCACUAUUACUACCUACUCUCCAACUGGAGUUGCUAUUACUUCUUCAGGAACGAAGAAAGGAGAGCUGUUUCUGGCUGAUGUUAAUACUCAGCUGAAGAACAAGAAUAUCACUGCUGAUAUCAAAGUUGAUACAAGCUCCAAUCUGUUUACAACAAUCACGGUUAAUGAACCUGCUCCUGGGCUGAAAACUAUAUUGAGCUUCAAAGUUCCUGAUCAAAGGUCAGGCAAGAUUGAACUCCAGUAUUUGCAUGACUAUGCGGGGAUCAGCACAAGCAUUGGGUUGACUUCAAACCCCAUUGUGAACUUCUCGGGUGUGGUUGGAACUAAUGGUCUCGCACUUGGAACUGAUGUGUCGUUUGAUUCCAAAUCUGGGGACUUCACAAAAUGCAAUGCUGGAUUCAGCUUCUGCAAUGCAGACCUGAUUGCCGCAUUGAAUCUGAACAACAAGGGUGACUCUGUGAGUGCGUCAUACUAUCACAUUGUCAACCCCUUGACAAGCACUGCUGUAGGUGCAGAAGUAACCCAUAGCUUCUCAACCAACGAGAAUACCAUCACUGUUGGAACCCAGCAUGCAUUGGAUCCAUUGACCACAGUGAAGGCACGUCUGAACAAUACUGGCAAGGUGAGCGCUCUCAUCCAGCAUGAGUGGCGUCCAAAGUCGCUCUUCACAAUUUCUGGUGAGGUAGACACCAAGGCCAUUGAGAAGAGUGCCAAGGUUGGUCUUGCCCUGGCUCUUAAACCCUGAGAGAGAACCGUCUGGUACACAUUAGUAGCUCAGGGUAAUUAUUGAGUAAUUGUUUUGUGAAGACUGAUGUCUUGAUGAUAUUUCCUUCUAUCCUAGCAGUUUUGGAUUUGUAAAAAUAAAAUUUAGAACGGUCACAGACCUCUGUCUAAACUUUUUGGAGAGUUCUUGACACUUUACAGCCAUCAUUUUGCUGUUAUUGAGACAGGCUUUGUUCUAAUUCAUUGUUUUGCCAUUAUUAGCAA
This is a messenger RNA of Mangifera indica (mango), 1206 nucleotides long. Its product is annotated as mitochondrial outer membrane protein porin of 34 kDa-like. The transcript is spliced from 6 exons. Gene Ontology annotation, cellular component: mitochondrial outer membrane. Gene Ontology annotation, biological process: monoatomic anion transmembrane transport. NCBI's taxonomy places the organism in Eukaryota, Viridiplantae, Streptophyta, Magnoliopsida, Sapindales, Anacardiaceae. The record is from RefSeq and is a predicted model, not a curated record. Gene Ontology annotation, molecular function: voltage-gated monoatomic anion channel activity. The coding region runs from base 134 to 964 and encodes 276 amino acids.